Molecule: messenger RNA, 4374 nt
Organism: Loxodonta africana (African savanna elephant)
Lineage: Eukaryota; Metazoa; Chordata; Mammalia; Proboscidea; Elephantidae
Gene: CALD1
Product: caldesmon 1
Exons: 14
Coding region: 459-2069 (536 amino acids)
Biological process (GO): actin filament bundle assembly; angiogenesis; muscle contraction
Cellular component (GO): actin cytoskeleton
Molecular function (GO): myosin binding; calmodulin binding; actin binding
Source: RefSeq, a predicted model, not a curated record
CCUAGGGAAUGACAGGCAUCUCCAGCGGCCGGCUGCAUCCACCUUGGCCGCUGUCGUCAUUGGCUGCCUAACAGCAGAACUGCAGGACAAUGCAUACCACCGACAGCAGACUGUAAACAUCAGGCUAUGUGUUCUCUUAGCGUGGACUGCUGGGAGCGGCUCCGGAAGGGCGGCCUGCAGUUUAUUGAAUAGAGCAGUGUGCAUUCGGCCGCCUGCCUGCCUGCCUGCCUGCCUGCCCUGCCUGCUUGCUUGCUGGGCUCCUGCAGACAGAAAUCAGCCCUUGCUUUCCCACUGAGUCCUCGGGAAGAAGUUCCAGCCUGUGAGGUAUUACCAAAACAUUUCAGGAUCUGCAUCUGAAAUUCUACGGCAGUUGGUGAUCAGUCGGGAGGCUCGGAGUGGACCUCUGACUGCUGACCUGUCCAGACACUUCCUGGCCUCCCUAAACCUGAAACCACACCAUGGAUGACUUUGAACGUCGCAGAGAACUUAGGAGGCAAAAGCGGGAAGAGAUGCGCCUGGAAGCAGAAAGAAUCGCCUACCAGAGGAACGAUGAUGACGAGGAAGAGGCUGCCCGAGAAAGGCGCCGCCGAGCCCGGCAGGAAAGGCUGCGGCAGAAGCAAGAGGAAGAAGCCUUGGGGCAGGUGACAGACCAGGUGGAGGUGAAUGCCCAGAACAGCGUGCCUGCUGAGGAGGCCAAGACAACCACCCCAAACACUCAGGGGGAGGGCGAUGAUGAAGCUGCCCUCCUGGAGCGCCUGGCUCGGCGGGAGGAAAGACGCCAAAAACGCCUCCAGGAAGCUCUGGAGCGGCAGAAGGAGUUUGACCCGACCAUCACAGAUGCAGGUUUGUCACUACCAAGCAGAAGAAUGGAAAACAACACGGCAGAGAAUGAGACCGCAGAGAAGGAAGAGAAAAGUGAGAGUCGCCAAGAAAGAUAUGAGAUAGAGGAAACAGAGAUCAUCACAAAGUCCUACCAGAAGAAUGAUUGGAGGGAUGCCGAAGAGAAGAAAGAAGAAAAGGAAAAGGAGGAAGAGGAAGAAGAGAAGCCAAAGCAAGGAAGCAUUGAAGAAAAUCAGGUCAAAGAUGAGAAGAUUAAAAAAGACAAAGAGCCCAAAGAAGUGAAGAGCAUCUUGGAUCGGAAGAAGGGAUUCACAGAAGUCAAGACACAGAAUGGGGAAUUCAUGACUCACAAACUUAAACACACCGAGAACACUUUCAGCCGCAGCGGAGGAAGGCCGAGCCCGGAGGCCAAGGAGGCCGAGGCUGCCUCCCAGGUGGAGGCUGGCCAGCGCCUGGAGGAGCUCCGACGCCGGCGUGGGGAGACGGAGAGCGAGGAGUUCGAGAAGCUCAAACAGAAGCAACAAGAGGCAGCCCUGGAGCUGGAGGAGCUGAAAAAGAAGAGGGAGGAGCGGAGAAAGGUCCUGGAGGAGGAAGAGCAGAAGAAAAAGCAGGAGGAGGCGGAGCGCAAAGUCCGAGAGGAGGAAGAGAAGAGGAGGCUAAAGGAAGAGAUUGAAAGGCGAAGAGCCGAAGCUGCUGAGAAGCGCCAGAAGAUGCCGGAAGACAGUGUGUCCGAUGACAAGAAACCAUUUAAGUGUUUCACUCCCAAAGGUUCUUCUCUCAAGAUAGAAGAGCGAGCAGAAUUUUUGAAUAAGUCUGUGCAGAAAAGCAGCGGUGUCAAAUCAACUCAUCAAGCCGCAGUAGUCUCCAAGAUUGACAGCAGACUGGAGCAGUAUACCAGUGCAAUCGAGGGAACGAAAUCUGCAAAACCUACGAAACCAGCCGCCUCGGAUCUUCCUGUCCCGGCUGAGGGUGUACGCAAUAUCAAGACCAUGUGGGAGAAGGGGAAAGUGUUUUCAUCCCCCACCGCGUCAGGCACCCCAAAUAAGGAAACAGCUGGCUUGAAGGUGGGGGUGUCCAGCCGCAUCAAUGAAUGGCUAACCAAAACCCCAGAUGGGAGCAAGUCGCCAGCUCCCAAACCUUCUGACUUGAGGCCAGGAGAUGUAUCCGGCAAGAGGAACCUCUGGGAAAAGCAGUCUGUGGAUAAGGUCACCUCUCCCACUAAGGUUUGAGACCAUUCAAGAAAGAACCCAAGAUAGCGCUCAAGAUGCUGGACCAGCGCGGUUGAGGAGGGCUAAUCUGCUCUGUUUGAUAUUUAUGUUGAUUUACUAAGUUGGGUUCAUUCUCUUUUGUCGUAUUUUUUCAUUAUCCCAUGUAUAUUAUCACUAUAUUUAAUAAUCACAGUCUAGAGAUGUCCAUGGUAAAAGUACUGCCUUUGCACAGGAGCCUGUUUCUAAAGAAAACCAUGCUGUGAAAUCGAGACUUUUCUACUGAUCAUCCGAACGCUUGUCCCAACAGUGACACCAACCACAUGGGAAGUCAGCAAAUGAAGAUUCAAGCUGACAGUUGCUGGAGGAAUGCGUGCAGUAGCUACAGAAAAAGGAACCGUAGUUUUUUUGUUUUCGUCUUUCAAAACAGAAGUCAUGUUGUUUCUGCACUUUAGAAAGAAGCAUGGAAGAAAUUAUCUUAUUAGGCAAUUAUAACACUUUCUGAAAGUAGCUCAUUUCAGACUUGAGAUACUGCAAUAAUGAUUGUCUUUAAAAAAAAAAAAGAUGUACUGUUAAGGUAUUACUUUUUCAUACUGAUGACUAUCUAAAUUGAAUUAUUAUGUUAGCUGACAGUGGUACUGAUCUCUUUAGGUGGGUUGCUUUGUGGAUUUCUUUGGUAGUGAUAGUAACCUGAACCACAUUCUAGAUUACCUGAUUCUGUAUGUAUGUGCAUACACAUAUACAAACACACUAAUGGUAGAAUGCUUUUUUUAUGUGCUAGGUUAUUAUAUGUAGUACGUCGUUGUAACUAGCCAAUAUCACAGCUUCUUAAAAGUUAAAAAUCACGAUAUUAUAUUAAUAUUUCAUCAUUGGCAAUAGAAACAUGGCAGAAUAGGUAUAGAUAUGUUUUCAAUGGCUGCUGACCUCUAAGAAAAACAUACUGAAAAAGAAGAGAGAUUAGCAGUGUCAGAACCAGCUGACAUGUUCUAUAAAACAUAGUAUUUAGUUUAUAAUUCAAGGCAAUCUUGAAGGCCAGUGUGAAUUUUAUUAAAUCUACCACCUGUGUCAGACUCAAAGUCUGCUUCUUCUGGACAAUAAAAUUCACAGUAGCCUGGCCUUGGAUGAUACCUAAGGUCUCUUCCUUCUCUAAAAUUUAAAGACAAUUAUAGUAUGAAGACUGUACAGACUGGAAUUCUAUAGAUGGGUCUAAAUAAAGACCAACUCUGGCUAAUGUUUGGAAGCAGAGAAGAAAAGUAAGCAAAAUCCAAUAUUUAGGAGUUGGGUCAGCAUUUCCAUCUUUAUUGCCCUCUGAAACAUUUUUUAAAUUGAACUUUUCUACUUUUACUUGUCAUUUGUCAUGCGUUGAUCAUAUGUAGAAAUUUCAAAAAUACAUGUAACUUUGACUAGUCCCCCCCCCCCCCCGCCGAAAGUCUUCAUUGACUCACUUGCCAUUUUUACACAAACCAUCCAGAUAUCAGAUCUUAUUUUAGGCUAUAAGUUUUUUUCUUCACAAUGGAUGGUAAGAGCACUCUGGUAUCUUGGUAAACGUUCUAGUAUAGACAGAUCCAUCUAGUGUGGUUAUAUAAACUCACACCUCAGUUGAGUUCACCAAAAUGAUCUCAGUCUCUAUCCCUGAGGGAGCACCCAAUUAUGUUCUAAUGCACCGUAUUCCCCUGGGCAAGCUAGCCAGGGCAGGGCUGGCAUGAGGAGUGGGCAAUGUCUUCAAAAAUCUAUUUUCCUCAUAAAUAAGUAAAGAGUAGUUGAAUCCUCCAGCUUUUAGCACACCUGGGCCGAAAGACAGAAGCCAUCAAGAUUGCACAAGUCACCCCCUGCCCCAGGCAGAGUAGACUGGACUCUAUCCUAAGAUAAACUACAAUUCAUAUGCAGUACCCAGUUCAACAUGGAGUCCUAUCAUUGGAGUGAAAUGGAUCAAAGUUUGAAUUACGGCCUCUGGUGAGGUGACAUAUCUCUGCUGUACUUUCGAAUGAGAGCUCCUCCUGGUCACCAUUAUAUAUUUUUCUAGAGAGUCUAACAUUGAGAAGUGAAGGUGCAAUCCUGACUUUUAUUCCAAUAUUUGGAUGGAGUACAUUUUAGGGUAGAAUAUUACUGUUUGGAUUUAAUCUUCUGGAAAAUAAAUUUAUGACUUACUUGUUCAAUUACAAUUCUCUUUGUUAUCUUUAAGAGGUAAAACUGCAAGCUGACUAGCAUGUUCUGUGAAUCUGCCAUUUGUAAAGGUUUUAUAGACACAUAAUACUUUUCACUGAUCAUGGAUCGCUGCGAUACAAAUACAUUGUGAAAAUGCGUCCACAAUAAAUGCAAUUCCUCCAAA